This is a messenger RNA of Betta splendens (Siamese fighting fish), 5265 nucleotides long. It is a transcript of the gene fmnl2b, whose product is annotated as formin-like 2b. The transcript is spliced from 28 exons. Gene Ontology annotation, molecular function: small GTPase binding; actin filament binding. Lineage: Eukaryota; Metazoa; Chordata; Actinopteri; Anabantiformes; Osphronemidae. Gene Ontology annotation, cellular component: cytosol. The coding region runs from base 452 to 3706 and encodes 1084 amino acids. The record is from RefSeq and is a predicted model, not a curated record. Gene Ontology annotation, biological process: regulation of cell shape; cortical actin cytoskeleton organization; cell migration.
AGAGAGAGGGCGGGUGGAGCGUGGUAGACAAAGACUGUAGCUGGAAGAGAGAGAGAGCGAGAGACAAAGAGAGGGGGCGACGGCUCUCUCUCUUUCUUUGUGUGUGGGAGGAGGGGGAAGAUUAACUGGCUGCUGGGCCACACGCUCACACACAGACACGGCUCAUACUAACACACACACAGACACAUGACACGGCAGCUGAGACCACGGCUUCAUCUGGACCCGGAGCGGCAGCAUCAGCACUAACAGCAGACAAAGGCAGAGAGGCAGGAGGUGGAGGGGAAAGCCCUGCACUGUCUGAGGAGCCGGAGACGGGGAGGAGACAGAGGAGCGACGCCGAGGCCUUGAUCAGCAUCCCUGCUUCCAGUGUAAUGGCCGACCACAUGUGUCUGCUGCCGUGUGUGUAGCUGUAGGUGGGUGUGUUCGUCUGUCGCUCCACGGUGUGUGCAGGAUGGGGAACGCGGAGAGUAUGGAGAGCCAGCUGGCCGUCAUCCGGUCCCGAGCCGCCCCGGUUCGCCUGCCGAUGCCGGACCCGGCCGAGCUGGAGGAGCGCUUCUCCAUCGCACUGAACUCGAUGAACCUUCCUCCAGAUAAAGUUCGUCUGCUGCGAUCGUACGACAACGAGAAAAAGUGGGAGCUGAUCUGUGACCAGGAGCGUUUCCAGGUGAAGAAUCCUCCUCACACUUACAUCCAGAAACUAAGAGGCUUCCUGGACCCAGCUGUCACACGCAAGAAGUUCAGAAGAAGAGUCCAGGAGUCAACUCAGACCCUCAGAGAGUUGGAGAUUUCUCUUCGCACCAACCACAUUGGGUGGGUCAGAGAGUUCCUGAAUGAGGAGAACCGUGGCCUUGAUGUGCUUGUUGAGUAUCUUUCAUUUGCUCAGUACGCUGUCACGUUUGAUGGAGAGCAGCCUGAGUCUGGAACUGAGGUGUCAUCCAUCGACUCUCCCUGGAGUCGGUCCAUAGAAGAUCUCCAUGGCGAUUGUAGCCUCCCUUCCCCAUCAUCCACUGCCUCGCGCUCCGCUCGACACUCAAUCAGCUCCACUCUGGUGACUCGUUCCAACACGCUGCCAAGUCGCAGGACACUGAAGAACUCUCGACUGGUCUGUAAGAAAGAUGAUGUCCAUGUUUGUGUCAUGUGUCUCAGAGCCAUCAUGAACUACCAGUACGGUUUCAACAUGGUUAUGUCUCAUCCUCACGCUGUCAACGAAAUAGCUCUGAGCCUCAACAACAGAAACCCCAGGACGAAGGCUCUGGUGCUGGAGCUGUUGGCAGCAGUGUGUCUGGUCCGCGGAGGGCACGAGAUCAUCCUGUCAGCCUUUGACAACUUUAAAACUGUUUGCUCAGAGACCAUGAGGUUUGAGAAGCUGAUGGAACACUUUAAGAAUGAAGAUGACAACAUUGACUUCCUGGUGGCAUGUAUGCAGUUCAUAAACAUCGUGGUCCAUUCGGUCGAGGACAUGAACUUCAGAGUCCACCUGCAGUACGACUUCACCAAACUGAACCUGGACGAACACCUGGAGAGACUGAAGCACACAGAGAGUGACCGGCUGCAGGUUCAGAUCCAGGCCUACCUCGACAACGUGUUUGAUGUUGGGACACUGCUGGAGGAUGCAGAGACUAAAACGGCUGCCCUGGAACGAGUGGAGGAGCUGGAGGAGAACCUGAACACGAUGUCACAGCGUCUGCUGGAUGUGGAGAACGAAGCAAUGCUGAAAAUCGUUGAACUAGAGAAACAGCUGAUGCAGACUAACAAAGAAUUGGACCAGCUUCGGGAAGGUUACGCAAGUGCAAACUCCCAGGUCCACACCUUACGCCGAAUGGUUCGGGAAAAGGAUCAGACAAUUCGACGGCAGAGUCGCCUGGAGCGGCAAGUCCAGGAGGCCCAGCAGGUCGGAGGACCUGGAGCUCCUCAACCACAGAGAGGAGAGGGGGAUGGCGGCGUGGCUGACUCUGCCUCACCAUCUCCUCCCCCCUGCCCCAACCUGUCCCCCAGCCCUGAGACCAUAGCCUAUCACAGCAUGGGACCGGGCAUGGGUGGAGCUUCUGGAAUGCCAGCGCCACCCCCUCCACCCCCACCCCCACCAAUUCCAAGCACAGUGUCCAACGGGCCUUACCCUGCACCUCCUCCCCCUGCCCCGCCUCCUCCUCCCCCUCCUCCCCCUUGUCGAACCAGUGAACUGUCCUCCACCCCUAUGCCUCCCCCUCCUCCACCUGUGGCUCCGCCUCUUCCGGGUUCAGGUGGUUCGCCCACAGUUAUCUUCAAUUCUGGACUUGCAGAGGGUCCUCUCAAGUUAUUCUCUGUCAAGAUAAAGAAACCAAUUCAGACCAAGUUCCGGAUGCCGGUUCUGAACUGGGUGGCCCUGAAGCCAAGUCAGAUCAACGGGACCGUGUUCAACGACAUCGACGACGAGUCCAUCCUGCAGGACUUGAACGUGGAAGAGUUUGAGGAGCUUUUCAAGACAAAGGCUCAAGGUCCAGCAGUGGACCUGACUAUAUCCAGACAGAAACUUCCCCAGAAGGCUCCCUCAAAAGUGUCUUUACUGGAGGCCAACAGAGCCAAGAACCUGGCCAUCACCCUGAGAAAAGCCGGCCAGGGGUCAGAGGUCAUCUGCAGGGCCAUUCAAAUGUUUGACCUGCGGACCGUCCGGGUUGAUUUUGUGGAGUGUCUGAUGCGCUUCCUGCCAACGGAGGCUGAGGUGAAGAUGCUGCGUCAAUAUGAACGAGACAGAAAAGCUCCCGAGGCGCUGAGCGACGAGGACCGAUUCAUGAUGCAGUUCAGCCGCAUCGAGAGGCUCAGUCAGCGUAUGUCCAUCAUGACCUUCAUGGGCAACUUCACCGACAACGUCCAGAUGCUGACCCCGCAACUUCACGCGAUAAUUGCUGCUUCAGUCUCUAUAAAAUCAUCUCAGAAACUCAAGAAGAUUCUGGAGAUAAUCCUGGCUCUGGGGAACUACAUGAACAGCAGCAAACGAGGAGCCGUGUAUGGAUUCAAGCUGCAGAGUCUGGACCUGCUCCUGGACACAAAGUCGACCGACAGAAAACAAACUCUACUACAUUACAUCAGCAAUGUGGUCAAAGAGAAAUAUCCUGCAGUGUCUCUGUUUUACAACGAGCUUCACUAUAUUGACAAAGCAGCUGCAGUGAGUCUGGAGAACGUGCUCAGUGAUGUGAAGGAGCUGCAGCGUGGGAUGGAGCUGACCUGGAGAGAGUUCAGCGUUCAGCACAACACCACUCUGAAAGACUUCAUCAGCAGACACGAGUCACGGCUCAACAAGCUGCAGGAGGAUGCUCGUAUUGCUCAGGAUGCCUUUGAAGAUGCGGUGAAGUUCUUUGGAGAGAGUUCAAAGACGAUGCCUCCGUCUGUGUUCUUCCCCAUCUUUGUUCGCUUCAUCAAAGCUUACAGGCUGGCUGACGAGGAGAACGAGCAGAGGAGACGCCAAGAGCAGAUCUUGUUAGAAAAGCUGGAGCAGGAGGAGCAGCAGGACGAGGAGGAGACCAAGUCUCCGUCCCACAGGGGGAAGCGGCAGCAGCAGGAACUGAUCACGGAGCUCCGACGACGACAAGGAAAGGACAGCCGCCAUGUUUACGAAGGGAAGGAUGGCGCCAUAGAGGACAUCAUCACAGCUCUGAAGACCGUGCCCUUCACGGCGCGAUCUGCCAAGCGCAGCUCCCGCUUCUUCUGUGACCCCGGCCACACCGAGUAACGCUGCAGCAGCAGGCGCCUCGGCACGUGGAGCGUCCCGGACCCGCCCGCUGCUCAAAACGUCUCACGCUCAUACAACACAAAAAUAAAGGAACCAGAGUCAAACUGUGCUAGAGCAGCAGCGCGGGCCCGGGUCGCGCGGAUGCUGGACAUCACAUCUGCUACGUGUGAAGAAAAGCGCACAAUUUGGAGACAGGACUCUCAUUACUGCAUGUUCAGAUAUACAAUGAAGAGUCACCUCUGCUCUGCCUACCUGCUCCUUCAACAUGGCUGAUCCAGGAUCAGGUCAGAUCCGCAGCCUGUGUGUCUACACACAGAGGCUGGUCUACCUGCAACCGGUUCUGAAUCAUCAACAUGUAAAAUACAGUCACAGAGGAGCGUUAGGCCCAACGACAACUCACUGACUUUAAGUGUCACCACACACAGCUCAUGGUCACAGUGUGACACGCGGUCCAUUUCAUCUGGUUCUAGUACUGUUUAUUGGUCCUAAUCCUCUUCAAACAUUGUUGCUCAGUACAUUGUGCUACGAGCUUCAACUUGACCAGAGCCAGUGAUUCACUGUAAAUAGAAGACGAAUCUGCCUGAGGACUAAAUGUGUGGUUUAGUGCCUGAAGGUCAUUCAGUGGUUGGUUACAAAGAACAGAUCACGUGUUCCUCCUGAUCCUGGACGAAAGGAAGAACUAAAACUGGAACUUGGUUUUAAUUAGUUCAGUUGAGUUUCUAGUUGUAGCUCCUCAAGGCACUUUACAAGUUAAGGUUUGAGACCUUACAAAAAGCUUUUUCAUUUGAACUUCAAUGAAACAAUGUGACGCAUUUAAUAACGUGAACGUAAAUUCAAACUGGCACCUGUAGUUUCUGUACUGAACCUAAACUUCAUGGUUCAGUUCAGCACAGCACUUAACAAGCGUUCUGAGUUCUGGUUCUGGACUCCAGUGGUUGUUGUGUUUUUAACUGGUUCUUGUAUUCAUUUUGUUCUACUGUGCUCUACUGUGUUUUCUAUUCUUGCAAUAGACAGAUACAGGUUCUUAUUCUUUAACACCAUCAAAGUGUUACAGUGUUGAAGGUGGAAAUGGACUCUUUAGGGCCCAAACCUGUUUCUCUGUGGCUCCUUCCUGACCCAGACAGCACCAGAAGCUCCAGCAGCAGAAAGCGACACUCCAACAUGAGCAGGACUCUGAGACCUGAGACCUGUUCACUCACAGUCUGAUGAAACCCCAGAGUCCCUGUUUUUGGAGGAUCUGGAUGUUGUUCUGGUAUCUGCCUGCUGCGUGAGCCUCCUCAUCGUGACCCGUCCUGUCCUGACCAGAUCCGUCCUGACUCAUUCAGACCUGACCAGACCUGUCCUGACCCCUUUCAGACUCAUCCUGCCCCUCCUACUCUCAUGCCUCAUGCCCUCAUUCAUUCUUGUUUUAAAGUAAACUAAACAACAGCACAAUGUUUUCUACGUGUACAUACAUUUUCUAUUGCCGUGUAGCUUGUACUGUUUAGUGUUUGUUAGUUCUUGCUGGUGAUUCUGCACUUGAUACUGUAUGUAAAUAAAAGGGACCCUUCCACAACACA